GCAGCGAUGGGCGGUGUGUUGAGACAUGCUUGAGACAUUGUUCGUGAAUGUUCUAGUGUCUGCAGGAUGGAUAGCGUAGGAUGAGAUCAUGAGAUGGGAUUCAUGGCAUGGACUCGGGGUAUAAAUACUACGAGAUCGCGCUGCCAUUGAGGAAUAUCAUCACAACAGUUCAAUCCAACCAAACAAUCCAACCAACCAACAAACCUCACUUUCGCUAAAGUCUCUCGCUUAAGUCUUUUGACACCAUUCCAAUCGCUACAAUGAAGACCACUUUCGCUGCUCUCGCUCUCUCCCUCUUCGGCGCUGCCGUCGCCGCCCCGGCCAACGCCUGCCCCCCGACCACCCAAAAGCCCUUCCCCUACAGCGUCGACGACGUCAAGCUCUACCACCUCAAGGAGAGCAACACCUGGGACCUGACCAUCAAGGUCACUGAGCGCGACGCCGCCGGCAACGCUCUGGGCUCCACUUCCUGCCACAGCGCCUGGAACGACGGCGCCACCUACGUCGCCCGCGAGAUCUGCGAGGACACGCACUACUUCUUCUGGCUGCCCAACGGCGCCCCCAACCCGGAGAGCUGGGACGUCAUCGUCGACGGCCCCAACGGCCAGGGCGAGGGCACCAUCGAGUUCGGCAACAAGUAUAAGUGCGGCGACUACACGGGCGACAUCGGCAACAUUGAUCGCGAGUGCACGACUACCAACGGCGGUUGGUUCUUCCUCCACGAGCGCGAGGCCAACUAGAUUUGGACUUGGGCUUUGAGAAGGCCGCAGUGUGGGACGGCGGACUGCUCUUGCUGUAGUAAGCAUGGAUAGACAGUACUCGUUCCGUGACUGGGUGGAUAGAUGGACGGGACAUGCAUGGAAGGUUGCUGGAGCAUCAUCGAUGAGCAUUGCGGGUGUUUUUGUUCUUUUGCUAGGCUUUGUUUCUAGAUUACAUUCCUUUAUAGAUUAAUAUGCAUACUUAACUCGCGAGCAGAGUUCAGCUACAG
This is a messenger RNA of Aspergillus calidoustus, 988 nucleotides long. The record is from the annotation of a GenBank genome assembly. NCBI's taxonomy places the organism in Eukaryota, Fungi, Ascomycota, Eurotiomycetes, Eurotiales, Aspergillaceae.